Messenger RNA from Epinephelus moara (kelp grouper), 6263 nucleotides. It is a transcript of the gene tmem170a, whose product is annotated as transmembrane protein 170A. The transcript has 3 exons. Gene Ontology annotation, biological process: endoplasmic reticulum tubular network organization. The coding region runs from base 157 to 564 and encodes 135 amino acids. Gene Ontology annotation, cellular component: endoplasmic reticulum membrane. The record is from RefSeq and is a predicted model, not a curated record. NCBI's taxonomy places the organism in Eukaryota, Metazoa, Chordata, Actinopteri, Perciformes, Serranidae.
GUAAAAGCAAGUUGUGUUGACAGCUAGCUCAGCUAGCUUGAUGCUAGGUAGUCUUGCGUCAAGACCGAGCCUUGGCAAAUCCCUUACCGACUCUCAUGGUUUUACAGGUCUUCCGGCCACAUUUUAUUCAUGCAGCAUAUAGUAUCAGUGUGAAACAUGCAGGACAGGUAUAGUGACAGUUUUGUCCAGCAUAUACUCGGUUUAGUGCCGAGAAAAAAUGGCACACACCGAGGGAACGACACAUCUCUCAGCGACUUCUCAGAGAUGUGGUAUGGAGUGUUUCUAUGGGCAGCCGUCUCCUCUCUGGUCUUCCACGUGCCUGCAGCUCUGCUUUCCCUCGCCACGCUUCGCCAGCACAAGAUUGCCCGAUUCAUGCCCAUCGCCAUCCUCCUCAUGGGCAUCUUGGGACCAGUUUGUGGGGGAGUCCUCACCAGUGCAGCCAUAGCAGGUGUUUACAAGGCAGCAGGAAAGACGAUGAUAUCUUUGGAGGCUCUUGUUUUUGGUGUAGGACAGUCAUUUUGUGUCCUCAUCAUCUCCUUCCUCAGGGUACUUGCCACCCUUUAGCAGUACUGGGGCCCACCUGGCUGGCCCUGACGCUGCUGGGUGAGUCUGACACCAGUCGCACCUUCUCUUGACAGGACCUGAGGUUGACAUGGUACAAGACUAGAUCCCUGACAAAUCAUGGGACACAUGUACACCAGUCAGACCCAGGACAUGAUGUCAUUUCCUACUGAUGGACCAAGACCGGAGUGGAUUUUAUUCAGCCCUCAAAGAAUGAGCAGUGUGUAAACCGGAGCUGUGUGUUAUGCAGCACUAAGCCUUGUGAUUUGCUCGCCAUCUGUAUGAUGUCUACUGUGGGACAGCACAAUGCUGCAUUCACAUCAUGGGGCAAACGCACACUACAUACAACAUACACUACAGGCUCUUUAUUCAAAGUUUCUCAGAACUUUGGACAACUUUGAGGAUGCUGUCCCAGGGUUAGCAGCAUUUUUAAAUAAUCAUAAUGAAAUAACUUUGCAGUUAUUCCUGUAUGAUGUGAAGGCAGCAAGAUGCUGUUCUCCCCUGUUGCUGGGGUUACAGGUUAGCAGCAGGACGACACUAACCUUUCUCAGGGGCUGUGUGUAUGUGUGUUUGUGUGUCUUUCUCUAUCAGUCUGACAACAGUUUGACUCCAUGCAGUGACUGCAGCGAGGCAGAAUAACAGGCUGAUGCACUGUUGAGACAGGAAGAUGUUGGUUAUAUGCAAGAUUCUGGCUUUUUUUCCUUGAUGCCUUAAUUUCUAUUUUCUAACUUCCAAAGUGGUGUUUAUCUUCAGGGCUGUCUUUGUUUAACACUGUCUCUUGCUGCGCCUUUUGUUCUUCCUCAUAUGUUUGGUUCAGACUGAUCCAAGUCUGACUGCCUGUAUGUUAUUGUUAAUUCCAAAUGAGUUAGAAGCACCUUCAACAUGUCCCCCUCUAGUUUUAUCAGCUCAUUUAUUUUAGGUUUUUAUAGAUAACGUUUUUUAUGGGACAUGACAUUUUGCCCUGCAAAUGCAGCCUAGAGAAUGUCUUCAGUUUCUUGGUUUGUUUGUUUGUUCUGACAUAGAUGAGAGGUAUGAACAUGGGGCCACCAGGAUGGUCAGAUAAUUAAACUAACCCCAAAUAUGAGAGGAGAUUAUGAUCGUUUCUUUUCUCUCUUUGAAUGAAUUUACAGGUGUGUCAUUUUGUGACAGUGAACUGAUUUGUAGAUAUUCUAAAUUAUUUCCAGGUCUUUGUAGACUUUCAAUCUUUAUGACCAAAUAUGAUUUGCUGGUUUAUUUUUCUGCAUUGAAUGAGCAGAAGAUGGUUCAAAAGAAGUGUAUCAUCAAAGUUGCUUUUGGUAGCUGACAAGUGCUUUUGAAUUAAUGUCAUGUGCAACUUGCAUAUACAGACAUAGAUGAACUCUACAUUAAUACUUUGAUUUGUUAAAGCAAAAGAUGGAGCUUGCAAGUGAUGCGGUUUGCUGUUUCUGUAUUAGCUUAGCAAUGAUUUCAAACUAGCUGCUGACACCAUUACCAGAAAUGUAUUUAUUGUAGGACUUUGACAUUUUGUUUGCUUUAGUCUGAUAUUUAAUUUUUGUAUCUCUUUCUUGAUGAAAAGCUGAUUCUGUCAACACUGCAUUGAUUCAUUUCCACAAAACAACAUGUUGACACAAAAAUCAAGGAAUUAUUUUGGCAUCAGCCACACAUCAUUUGGUUCCAAUGAAUUCAAUGAAAAUGUCUUUACUUGACUAUAAACAGCGCUGAAUUAAUCUAUUAGAGAGCCCAUGGCAAAAAAAUGGGCUACGGCCCCCCAGGUUCCCCAAGUUAGUUUUAGAGUUGCAUAGGGAUAGGUAAGAUCUUUUGAAGUGUGGCUGUAUAUGGUACAUAUCCAAAGUUAGUGCAUUAAAUACAGUAGAUGUCAGUCAGCAUGCCCCUGUUCGGUGAAACAGACUGGAGUCUGAUAUGGAAGCUAAGCUGCUGUACUGCUGUGGAAGGGUCAGCAACAAGAAAUAUUUUAGCCACCUAAAAAAAGUCCCACCUAAAAAUCAAUAACAAUUUAAAUUCAUACUAUACUGAGAAUAUUUUCACUGCUUCAUCUUAAUGCCAGACAGUGAUUUCCAACAGGAAAGUUAAGCCAUUCUGCUGUCUCUUCAAAGCCAGACUGCACUGACAAAAAGAGUAAUUUUAGCUCACUGAACAUGUGAGCUGCUGGUCUUCUGCCUUGAUUAGUUAUUUUGUUUGUGUUAUUGUGUGACUGUGGCAUUUAAAAGGGUUAGUUCGGAUUCAACGCAGUCAAAGACAAACUCACUGAUCGAAGCAACAGUAGACCAGCAGCUGCUGUGUUCAGUGUGCUAAAAUGACUGUUUUUCUUAAGAGAGCAUAGAUGGGGAACUGAAGCCAUGAAUGGCCUCCCUGUUGGAAGGAGCUUUCUGACGUAGAAGUUAAGUGGUGAAAAUACUCUGAAUAUUGCGUACACUUUAACUGUUUUUUUUUUUUUCUUUAAGUAGGACUUUUUAGGUCACUCAAAUAUAUUUUGCUGCCACCUGCUGUUCACAGCAAUACAUUGCUCAGCUUCUGUGUAGGCACUCAUGUUGCCAUCCCUAAUAUGCACUCUGUAAGCACAAUAUCAAGUGAAAGAAAGACAGGGCUUUAUCAUUGAAUUAGAUUGUGCUUUAUUGGUGCAUAUUUCCAGACAAAGCUUCACAUUUCAGAUAAAUUAAACGACGGAUCACAUGUAAACCAGUAAAUUAUUAAAAAGUAAGUUUAUAAAUGCCCCUUUGACAUUUUACAGAACACUGUACACUGCAUAAACCAACCUAAACUGUGUUUUAUGAUAAGGCUACAUCUCUCACCUUAUAUUUCAUCUCCUCCUAAUCAUAUCACCCACAGCUCUCCCUAGAAACACUGGUCUGAAGUGUGUGUGUGUGCAUUCUCACUGCACAUUCUUAUUCUAGUUAUACCAGUUUAUGUGUGGGAAAUGUUGUAAGCGUGGUUUUUGUGUGUAUGUAUCUGUACACAUCUGGCCACGGGUAGAAUCUGUUUGUGUAAUUUCUUCUGUCAGAUCUAAAAUGUUUCUUCCUUCAUGGUUUAUGUUGCCGCAGUUUGUGUUGCACAUUCCAAUUGGAAAUAUUGUUUUCCUACAUUUCGCUGCCUAUAUCAUAAUAAUCCCAGUGAUCCCAGGAUUGGGAGCCUGCAUAACUCAUACACAAGUAAAGAGAGAGCAAAUCUAAUCCCCUCAAAGAAUUCCUUUAACUCUUCAAACCAAAGAUGGCUUGAAUUUUUCAUGUGUGCCCCGUACUUCACUAGCUACACUUAAGCUGUCACAUCUGACAGAAUAGUCUCAGAGUGCAUGUAAAUGUGCGACAAAUCAAGAAUGUUUGACUCAUGUUUAGCUCUAAGAUGUAAAAUAUAGAAAGCCCAUGAUUGAAAUAAGUAACAUUGACUCUGAUAAAACACACACAACACAGAACAACACAGAAGUUUAGCACCCAUGGGACCAACACUGGGCCAGGAAUGGUCUCUGGAUAGUGCCCAAACUGGUAGUUAACCUGAAGACUGGGUUAUUUUUGCUUGUGUCUUCUUUUGGAUACAUUUGAAUUAUCUCUCCUGCACCAAACUCCUUCUUUCUUCAAAAUUGUAACUCGGGUGAACAUUUGAGUUUUAUUUUCAACUGUGAAAAGCUCAGUGUGUUAUUUGAGAGGAGUUAAAUGAAAGUAUACGUUAUUGUUCUACAAAGACUUGGUGAUGCAUUGGAAAAUCAAAGCACCUCAUUAAAAUGUGUGGCUGAUGCAGGAACAAAUGAGCAUUGUUUGAAAUUAAGUCUUGUUGAGCCCUGGGCCUUGCUUGUACACUGUACAUUUUGGAGAAUGUUUAUUUUUUUAUGGUUGUGUAAUUAAGCUCUUUGAGUGUGUGUGCUCUCUGGUUCUGUUACAGCAGCACAUAUUUUGGGGGGUUAGAACCUUGACAUUGAAAACUUUGGUCUGGAUAUUUUCUUCAGCUUGUACUUAUCUUAAUGUUUUUGAUAUGUACUAUUUAAACUGAUCUGGCGUCUUCAUCAGCUGGGUGGCCUAUGUGAAUGUUAUUUUGGAGUGUUUAGAUGGUGUAUUUUUUUUUUCAUAUGUUUUGAUGGAAGCCAUCUGUGUCUGUGCUGGACAUAGAGUUCUAUCAAUCUUCUCAUCUUACCCUGCUUUAGACAGUAAACACAAAUUUUCCAUGUUGUACUCUUGUAUAGAUAGAAAAAGGUCAGAGGUCCAAAGCAAAUGCUGUUUGUGACAGCAGUAAAUGGCCAUUCAUACAGACGGGCUGUCUCAGAGUCCUUUAUGUUAUGAGGUUAAAGUCCAUGUAUAAACGUUACUGAAGCUGCUUAAAGCAGGAGGAUAAAACACGCAAGAAAAUGUGGAUUCACAAAACUGUUAAAGUUCCUCUCCAGCCAUGAUUUACUCUGCUGUAAUUAUUAUUUUAUUUAACAUGGUUUCUCCACAUAAAGGCCCAGUGUGUAGAAUUGAGACGCAUCCAUUCGCAGAAAUAGUAUAAAAUAUUCAUAACUGUGUUUUGAGUUGUGUUUAAUCACCUGAAAAUAAUCAUAUUUUGUUAGCUUAGAAUGAGCUGUUUAUAUCUAUGUACAGAGUGGGUCCUCUUCUACCAAGUCUGCCAUGUUUUUUCUACAGUAGCCCAAGAUGGACAAAUAAAACACUGGCUCUAGAUAACGUCAUUUGUGUUUUCACAAUGGCCAAUGGACAUUUUACUUCUGUAACUUCACCGCUAGAUGCCACUAAAUCCUACACACUGGACCAGUGAUAUUUAACUUAGGGCCUGUGGCCGCAGAUCUGUUCUUUCUUGCCAGUGUUCUGUAGAAAUUGCUUUCCCCCUUUGAUAUACGUUUCUUGCAUUAGACAGUUAUUAGCUGCCAUAUCAGGUCUAUCUUGCUGCAAACUGCACAGAUACAGGUCAGAUAUUUGAUGGGACAUAAACAUAGGAAAAACACAUUUUUGAGCGGAGAGGGACUUACAGCCAAGACUAAAAGAACCUUAAGCAACAGUAAUGAAAGUAGCUGCACCAAAGUCCCCUCUAUGUCAGUACAUAUGCCAGGCCUGUUUCCAAGAGGGGAGAGGAGGCAGUGGAACAUUAAAAUACUCAUACUAAGUCAAACAUACAAGAUAUCAAGUCAACAUUGUGAGAUGUACCAUAUCUGUCAUGAUGCUGGCCACUUGAUUAGACUGCAUUAGUUUUAGCUAGGCGGACCUAAUACAACAGCUCUGCAAUGAAUCCUACCUUUAUGAAGGUUAUACUGAAUUGUAUAGCUUUAUACUGGAGGGUAUGUCAAAUAUUUGUCCAGCCCAUUUACAUCAGUGAGGCCAGGCUACAAAACAGAGACACUCUCCUGUAUAAUGCAGUGUGGUUCAACAGCACCACAAACCACAGCCUUUCAAAUGACCAUACAGUUAAAUCAACAUGUCUCUGAAAAUGUUUCUACACAAACAGCAGAACCGCCAUGAAGGAGGAUUUAUUGCAGGACUGUUUUAUUAGACUGACUUAGUUGUAGCUAGAUGGUCAGGAAAGUAAAUGUGAGAAUGAAAAUAAAAAUGUCAAGGUGAGGCUGAGUUUCUGCUGUAAUAGAACCAUUUCUUUCCUCAUGAUUUUGUCCACAUUUCUGGACUGAUUUUGUUUCAUUUUUACCUGGUUGAAAAGGUUUUAAAAGUUGAUUUUAUUAGAGUAAAUUAAGUGCCAAUGGUAAUAUUUUCAUGGAAUAAAAUGUUUCAACUACA